This is a messenger RNA of Tupaia belangeri chinensis (Chinese tree shrew), 1828 nucleotides long. It is a transcript of the gene TNIP3, whose product is annotated as TNFAIP3 interacting protein 3. NCBI's taxonomy places the organism in Eukaryota, Metazoa, Chordata, Mammalia, Scandentia, Tupaiidae. The coding region runs from base 77 to 1255 and encodes 392 amino acids. Gene Ontology annotation, biological process: regulation of transcription by RNA polymerase II; cellular response to lipopolysaccharide. The record is from RefSeq and is a predicted model, not a curated record. The transcript is spliced from 14 exons.
AGACAACCUCUCCACCGUUGCUAUUAGACCUUGUAGUACGCUUACCUAGAUCCGAGAGGGACUUUCAGUAUAGAACAUGAUUCCAUGUGGACGGCUUGUAAACAGGAACGAGGAACAGAACGAGAAAUUGGUAAUGUUCACCGAUCAGUCAGAAGAUGCUGAAAGAUGCGAAAGUAUGGAGCUGGACAAUAAAAUCCGGGAUCUGAUUGAAAGAAAUGCUUCUCCUGGUCCAAGAGGGAUCAACCCAGAGGCCACAUCAAGUCGUAGAAAUUCGUGUUCUCCAAAGACUCCAGGAAAAACAGCUUCCGUGCCAUCCUUUGCCCAGGGCUUAUCUAGAAUGAGUGCUGCAGAAAGUUCUACAGAGCAUACAGAGUGUCCUCAAUCGUUAAGAAGAAAGAACUUGACACAUUCUCUUGAACAAAAGAUAAGGUGUUUGGAAAAACAGAGAAAAGAGCUCCUGGAAGUUAACCAGCAAUGGGAUCAGCAAUUUAGAAGUAUGAAAGUAUUAUAUGAAAGAAAGGUCGCGGAGCUGAAAACGAAGCUGGACACGGCAGAACGACGCUUGAAUACACUGGAGAUGGAGCAACCGCAGAACCAGAGACACAGCGACAGGCAGCGUAGUCUGGCCGGGGACGCACGGCAACUGGAAGAGAAGGAAAAGGAAAGCCUAAAUGAAGAGUUGCAUGAAUUGAAGAAAGAGAAUAGACUCUUGAAGGAAAAAAAUGUUCUUGCAAGCAGAAAGAAGGAACAUUAUGAAUGUGAAAUAAAACGUCUCAAUAAGGCUCUUCAGGAUGCAUUGAAAAUGGAAUAUUCUUCAGUGUCUGAGGACUGUUUGGGCAAGUGUGAUGAGGAGAUGAGAACAGAAAUGGAGGUCCUCAAACAACAGGUACAAAUAUAUGAAGAAGACUUCAAAAAGGAGCGAUCGGAUCGAGAAAGACUUAAUCAAGAGAAAGAGGAGUUACAGCGAAUUAAUCAAACUUCUCAAUCCCAGUUGAGCAGGCUGAAUUCUCAGAUAAAAGCUUGUCAAAAGGACAAAGAAAAACUAGAAAAGCAAUUGAAACAGAUGUAUUUCCCAAUCUGUAAAUGUGGCUUGGUUUUCCAACUGCGGGAUUCUGGAGUACCCACACCCCCCAGGGCUGAGCACCAUCAACAAGACCACGCGCCAGACUAUCGGUGGUAUGCGCUCGACCAGUUUCCGCCAGAUGUACAGCACAAGGCGAAGGGUUUUUCCUCAGAAAAGAAAGUCUGUCAGUAGAAGCAACACCAAGGGAGAACAACAGGCCAAGUGAGAACUGGGCCCAGGGCCCCCUUCGUUACUUUGUGGCUUAUUGUCUGACAGCCGCAAACCUUCUACUCCAUUACUCAUGCCCGGAAAUGUUUCCCUUUGGCCUGGAGCGAGGAAAAGACUUCUGACACAGAGGUCCUGAUCAAGUCUGAGGUGGCAGCCGCUGCACAAGCAGAUGUAACCUCCAGUUUCCUCCAAAUGAGACCUGGCGGGUGGGUUGUGUGCCACGCCUUGAUGCAUUCUGCAGCACGUUACUGGAUUCCCAGAGAGGACGCCAUGAUUAAGAGACUCCAUUUUGGACACAGGGACACUGUACGUUGACAUAUGGACUCACAUUCCUUGGGAGAAAGUUUCUCCAGUUGUAUGUUUUCAACAUCGUUUCCAUUUUCUUUCAGGGACUUAUGCAAUUCUUUACCCAGUUUGACUAGAUACUAUGUUCCUCAAUGUUGAAUUCACUUCAGUGAAUCUAAGAUAAGACUGAAGAGGUUUAUGUAUGUCUUUAAGUAAAAAUUAUUCUUUAAAUAGAUUAUGUCUUUCAGCUGA